Messenger RNA from Halichondria panicea, 1208 nucleotides. RefSeq names its product CBY1-interacting BAR domain-containing protein 1-like. Gene Ontology annotation, cellular component: ciliary basal body; ciliary transition zone. The transcript has 8 exons. The record is from RefSeq and is a predicted model, not a curated record. Lineage: Eukaryota; Metazoa; Porifera; Demospongiae; Suberitida; Halichondriidae. Gene Ontology annotation, biological process: cilium assembly. Bases 183 to 956 code for a protein of 257 amino acids.
UCCAUAUAAUGAGCACCAACACAAACUGCAAGCAUCAAGUACAAGCUGCCUAACAAUGUCUGGGUUGUCAGCAGAGGAGCUAAGAGUCCAGUAAGAACAGUGUGUAGUGUGUGUAACAAUGUCUGGGUUGUCAGCAGAGGAGCUAAGAGUCCAGUAAGAACAGUGUGUAGUGUGUGUAUACAAUGUCUGGGUUGUCAGCAGAGGAGCUAAGAGUCCAGUUGAUCUCAGAGGAGAAGUAUUUGGAGGGGAGGGUGUCGCAUGUAGAGAGGCGGUUCUCGUCCCUAGCCACUGAUCUGGGUGGUGUGAUGAGGAAGACAGCACGUCUAAGGGACAAGGGUGAUCUGGUGGUCAAGACACUACAAGACUUUGCUGGCAGUGAGAGUGGAGGUAUGAGGAAGAGCUUGGAGGGACUGGCAGAGUGUUGCUCUGCAAUGGAGGACUUCAACCAGCUCAAGAUUGACAAAAUGGAGUCAAAGGUUGUGAAGCCGUUGAUGGAGUAUGAAUCAAUCUGUAGGAAGGCUAAGGAAGAGCUCAGAUCCACACACAGUGUGGGAGAGAGGGAAGUCAACAAACAGAAGAAUCUGGACAAAGCCAGAAUAAGAGAUCCCUCCAACAGGCAAAAAAUAUCACAGUUUGAGUCAGAGGUUCAGAAACUCAAGAUUGAGAGGCUACGAAGUUCCAAAGCAGUCCAAGGUUACAUCGAGGCUUUUGAAAAGAAAAGAACACUAGACUUCAAGGCAGUGAUGACAGAGUAUAUUCAUGCAGAGAUGGCUCAUCAUGCCAAAGCUCUGGAGGUCUACACCCAAGCAUUCCAACAUGUACAGAACAUCAGUGUGGAGGAAGUGGUGGAUCUCUAUCACAAAGGCCUCAACCCUCGGAAGCAACAGAACCAAACCACCCGCAGUCGCUCAGCUAGUCCCGCCAUCGCCAUGGUGACAGAAGCUACUCAGCAAUAACAGUCUACUAUACAACUCUUUACCAAUUAUUGCUUAUUAUUAACAUUGAACACAUCGUUUUUUACCCCACAAAUCUUAUUGCAAUAGUUAAUACAUGCUUAGCCUCCUCCACAAGGCCUCAUCAGUGCGGCCUGGAAUCGAGGCUAAUACAUGUACACCCUAACCCUAACCCUAUAGUUGAUACACACUGUGUACUUACUGUACGUAUGAUGAACAAAUUGAAAUUCAAAAUAAACAUUUUCAUUUGUAUAA